CAGCAGGAUUUGUCAAGAUCUUUAUGAUGAGUAGUUCAGAGAGGGCCUUCAAUAAUCGGAUGGUUAGGAACUUCCACUGGAGUUUUCUUUCUUUCUGGCUUGCUUUUAUUUUCAGUUCUUUUCUAACUAUUUUGCUCUUUACAGAUUCUCUCCCUGGAGAGGGAACCACAGUCUAGUAGGACCCUUCCCCCGGAAAAACUCGAAAAUAUCCACGUCUGGACACUGGUUGACCCUGUUUAAUUGAGUAGUGCCAUCAAUACGGAUUGUCUAGAGUAUAGCGAUAGUACUUGUCCUUGAAAACUGGAAUGUUUUCAUUCUUUUUUUUUCCCUUCUUUCUCUUGGGAGAGGGCGAAUAAUGAUUUUGUUGUUGGUUGAUGUUAGUUAUUAGUAUAAAUGCAUGGAAUUUUUUCUUUAUUUACAUUUCGUACCAUACUCACCACAACUCAUAUAUUUAUAGACUGAGCCCUGUUCCAAUUCCAUCGUGAACCGUAUUUCUGUUAAAACCCUUGUGGGGAAACCCAUAUUUACAUUUUGUUUGCCUUAACUAUUUUCCAACUCUUUCUCUUCAACCUCCUUCAUUGAGGGAAAAAACCAAAAAAAGAAGCCCCAAAUUUUAUCAGAACCCUUGUUUUCACAACGUGGAUAAGACUCUUUCAAUUCAUACUUCCAAAUAUCCAGGAAUUCGCAGAAUAUUUUCUCUCUCCUAUAUAUCUCUUUGUAGAUAAGAUAAAACCCAUGUCGCUCUUCUCAGCCUAAUCCCAGUUUCUAAUUCAAUCGUAGGAAGGGGAGACAAAGAGUAGGUUGAACUGUGAAGUACGAUGAGUUUUAGCUUGUGUCAAAAACCGCUAAUCACGCAUCUCUUAUCCAUAUAGUUUUCUUCAUUUGAAUAUCCCAAGUUUUGAAACCUAGAGAAGCUUUGCUUCUUGAAACUGCUGUUUUAUUGGUUCUUUUUAUGCUGUUCAUGGACUACUCCAGGGAAGUUGAAGGAAAAAAAGUCCAUGACCAUUGUAACAAGAAUAUGACUACGUUAGCAAGGUGUUUAUGGAUGCCCGGUCCUGUUAUCAUUGGUGCCGGCCCUUCCGGUCUAGCCACAGCUGCUUGUCUCAAAGAAAGAGGUGUCCCUAGCUUAAUCCUUGAAAGGGCUGACUGCAUAGCUUCCUUGUGGAAGAUAAAAACCUACGAUCGUCUUCGUCUUCACCUUCCAAAGCAAUUCUGUGAGCUACCCCUCAUGCCAUUCCCAGUAAAUUUCCCAACUUAUCCCACCAAAGAGCAGUUUGUGGCUUACUUGGAGGCCUACAAAAACCAUUUCGGUUUAGAACCAGUUUUCAACCAAACCGCAGUGAGUGCAGAAUUUGAUCAUCGAUGUGGGUUUUGGCGGGUUAAGACUGUGGGGCUGAAACAAGAAGAAACUGAGUAUAUGUCUCAGUGGCUAAUUGUAGCUACUGGGGAGAAUGCUGAGGAAGUGGUGCCGCAAAUUGAAGGAAUGGAUGGUUUUGGAGGGCCUAUAGUUCACACAAGCUCAUACAAGAGUGGCGGAUUGUUUCGAGGAAAGGCUGUUUUGGUGGUUGGGUGUGGCAAUUCAGGCAUGGAGGUCUGUUUGGAUCUCUGCAACUAUAAUGCUCGCCCAUCCCUCGUCGUUAGAGACUCGGUGCACGUCUUGCCCCAAGAGAUGCUAGGCAGAUCAACUUUUGGAUUGUCCAUGUGGUUGCUCAAGUGGUUCCCCAUGCGCCUCGUGGAUCGGUUUUUACUUCUGGUGUCUCGUUUUAUGCUCGGAGACACUGAAAAAUUCGGCCUCCGUCGCCCGGAGUUUGGUCCUCUAGAACUCAAGAGCAGAUCCGGCAAGACACCUGUUUUGGAUGUUGGGACACUUGCAAAGAUCAAGAGUGGAAACAUUAAGGUUUAUCCGGGAAUAAAGCGACUAGCAUACCGUGCCGCAGAAUUUGUUAAUGGGAGAAAGGAGAAUUUCGAUGCCAUCGUCCUUGCCACCGGUUACAAAAGCAAUGUACCACAAUGGUUGAAGGAGACAGAUUUCUUUUCAGAGACUGAUGGUUUGCCUCGGAAGUCAUUCCCAAACGGAUGGAAAGGCGAAUGUGGUUUGUAUGCUGUAGGAUUUACAAAGCGUGGUUUGCUUGGUGCCUCCAUUGAUGCGAAAAGGAUAGCUGAAGAUAUGGAGCAUCAUUGGAAAGCUGAGCCCAGAAAAUUUCAUGGCCAUCAACUCGGCCGGUCACCGUUGCCACCACAAUCAUGAUUAGAAGGAUUCUAAGUAAAAAAAAAGACUAAUGGACUACCUCUCCCCUGCACUGUAUUGACAAAUUGUUUUCGCCCUUGUUCCCUGUUGACGAAAUGUGGAGUAAAAAACAAAGAGGAAUAUAUGUGAUUAUUUUAUGUACUUGUCAACGAUAGAACUUGGAGGUAGGUUAGGCGAGGAUUUAGAGGAAAAAUUAUUCUCAGUGUGAAUACCUUGUAUAUUGCCAUUUUCCAAUAGUGAGGUAAAUUGUUUUUUUUUU
Molecule: messenger RNA, 2507 nt
Organism: Theobroma cacao (cacao)
Lineage: Eukaryota; Viridiplantae; Streptophyta; Magnoliopsida; Malvales; Malvaceae
Gene: YUC2
Product: Flavin-binding monooxygenase family protein
Biological process (GO): auxin biosynthetic process
Molecular function (GO): N,N-dimethylaniline monooxygenase activity; NADP binding; flavin adenine dinucleotide binding
Source: RefSeq, a predicted model, not a curated record